Molecule: messenger RNA, 2355 nt
Organism: Nothoprocta perdicaria
Lineage: Eukaryota; Metazoa; Chordata; Aves; Tinamiformes; Tinamidae
Gene: KHDC4
Product: KH domain containing 4, pre-mRNA splicing factor
Exons: 13
Coding region: 33-1652 (539 amino acids)
Cellular component (GO): nucleus
Molecular function (GO): RNA binding
Source: RefSeq, a predicted model, not a curated record
CGGCCGCGGCGGUGGCGGCGAAGAUCAACGCGAUGCUGAUGGCCAAGGGGAAGCUGAAGCCGGCGCCCAGCGGUGCCGACAAGGCUCUGGGAAAAGGCCCGACUGCGAGUAAAAGCAAAGACGACCUUGUGGUGGCAGAGGUGGAGAUCAACGACGUGCCCCUCACGUGCAGGAACCUGCUGACGAGAGGGCAGACGCAGGACGAGAUAAGUCGACUGAGUGGAGCAGCUGUCUCAACUCGAGGGAGAUUCAUGACCGCAGAAGAAAAAGCAAAAGUGGGACCUGGAGAUCGCCCUCUGUAUCUGCAUGUCCAGGGUCAGACACGGGAGCUGGUUGACCGAGCUGUUAACAGAAUUAAGGAGAUCAUCACUAAUGGCGUGGUGAAAGCUGCCACGGGCUCUAGCCCAACGUUCAACGGGGCUACAGUUACUGUCUAUCACCAGCCAGCCCCCAUUGCUCAACUCUCCCCAGCAGUUGGCCAAAAACCUCCGUUUCAGUCAGGGAUGCAUUAUGUUCAGGACAAAUUGUUUGUUGGUCUGGAACAUGCUCUACCUACGUUUAAUGUGAAAGAAAAGGUGGAAGGGCCUGGUUGCUCCUACUUGCAGCACAUUCAGAUUGAGACGGGUGCCAAAGUGUUUCUUCGGGGGAAAGGCUCAGGUUGCAUAGAACCAGCAUCAGGCAGAGAAGCUUUUGAACCCAUGUACAUCUAUAUCAGUCACCCGAAGCCAGAAGGUCUGGCAGCUGCUAAAAAGCUAUGUGAGAAUCUCUUACAAACUGUCCACGCCGAAUACUCUCGAUUUGUGAAUCAAAUAACCACUGCAGUCCCGUUGGCAGGCUUUGCACAACCUGCUGCUAUAAGCAGUGUACCUUCUCAGCCGUCGUAUUACCCUUCAAAUGGGUAUCAGUCUGGUUAUCCUGUCGUUCCCCCUCCACAACAACAACCAGUCCAGCCGCCGUACGGGGURCCGGGCAUGGUACCACCUGCAGUACCGUUGGCACCUGGAGUCCUAACAACGUUGCCUACAGGAGUUCCACCUGUGCCAACACAAUAUCCGAUAUCUCAAGUACAGCCUCCAGCCAGCACUGGCCAGAGUCCACUGAGUGGUCCUUUUCUUCCCGCUGCCCCAGUAAAAACAUCCCUGCCUGCUGGAACACAGCCGCAAGUGCAACCCCAUUCCCAAGGCCAAAAGAGGCGGUUCACUGAGGAGCUACCAGAUGAGAGAGAGUCGGGACUGCUGGGAUAUCAGCAUGGACCCAUUCAUAUGACUAAUUUAGGUACAGGCUUCUCCAGUCAGAGUGAAAUCGAUGGAACAGGAUCGAAGCCAGCAAGUUCCUCAGGAAAGGAGAGAGAGAGGGACAGGCAGUUGAUGCCUCCACCAGCUUUUCCUGUCUCUGGGAUGAAAUCAGAAUCUGAAGAAAGAAAUGGUGCGGGGUCCUUACUAGGCAACCAUGAUCAUCAAGCUAAGAAGAUGAAAACUGCAGAAAAGGGGUUUGGAUUGGUGGCAUAUGCAGGAGAUUCGUCAGAUGAAGAGGAGGAACAUGGUGGCCAUAAAAAUGCAAGUACUUUUUCACAGGGAUGGAGCUUGGGAUACCAGUACCCUUCCUCACAACAGCGAGCUAAACAACAGAUGCCGUUUUGGAUGGCACCAUAAAGGCUACAGAACAAUUUUCAUAUGUCUUUUUUUGUUAUUUUUUUCCCCCUCUAGCAAUAAUGCAUGUAUAUUACACAGUGAACUUUGCAAGUAUGCAUUAUUUCUACAUUUGCAGAAGCUAAAGCUUCAAUAUUCCCUCUUGAAAGGGCUCCAUUAUUUUUAAAAUCCUUAUUUCUGCAGUGGAUUUGUAAACUAUGCGAAAUACUUGAAAUAAAGAGUUUGGAAUGGGAGGGCCCUUAUAAAACAGGGGAAGUAUUAUAAAGAGAAACUAGGAAGCCCGUCUUUCCCCAUGCUUCCCAUCUUUCCAGGAUAACUUAAAUGGAAAGAGCUGUCAAAGCUGACUUCCCUGUGUUUCUGCAGUCCCACUGAGCUAAUGGUGAUCAAGGAUUCAAUGUUUGGACUUUUGACAAAGAAAGGGAUUGCUCAGUAAUUCUGAAAAAUUGGGGGAUUGCGCUUUCUAAAACUCCUAAUUUGUUUUUAUUUUGUCUCCUGUAAUCCAGCAUUUUUUCCCUCUAAAAAUGUGGAUUUUUUUUUUUUGUACUAACUCCUUAACUCCUGGUUUUAGCUCAGUGUCUUGAUGGGGAAAAAUGCAUUCUUUUUCUUCAUCUUGCCCAUAACUCUGCAAUGAACUUGGUCCUUUUAGCCUGGGUACUCGGUCGUCUCAUUCUCCCCGUGUAUUUCCUUCCCUUCGGCCGCGUGAAGG